AUGACCCCACAAAAGAAUUCUUUGCCACCACCGGCCGAUCGACUCGUUCUGUUUGUUGGCAAGUUAUUACUAUUAGCAUACCAUACAAAUACCGACGGUCUUCGAGCUGACAAAGUUAUUGAACGUCAAGGACAGGACCGAGCCAAGUUUUUACGUCGGAUCAUGAAGGAGGAGGGCACUUGGGGAGUGUCGCAUACGCGUGUGCCUACUGAGUCUCGCCCUGGCCACGUGGCAAUUAUUGCCGGCUUUUACGAGGAUGUCAGCGCUGUAACAACAGGUUGGACGAUGAAUCCUGUCAAUUUUGAUUCUGUGUUUAAUCAAUCGCGUCAUACAUGGUCGUUCGGCUCACCGGAUAUCCUUCCGAUGUUUCAGCUUGGUGCCACCGAUCCUGAAUCUGUGGAGACAUUUAUGUAUCCACCCGAAUUUGAAGAUUUCUCAGGAGAGGCUUCCCAUCUGGAUACGUGGGUCUUUGACCAUGUCAAGGAUCUGUUUGCACGCGCUAAAGAUGAUCCGGAGCUCAACAGAAAGCUACGACAAGAUAAAAUCGUUUUUUUCCUGCAUUUGCUCGGCUUGGACACGAACGGGCAUGGCUUCCGACCACAUUCAGAAGAAUAUCACAACAACAUCGAACUGGUCGACAAGGGCAUUGCUGAGAUGACUCGGAUCAUGGAAGACUUUUAUGGAUAUGAUGGCCGGACGAGCUAUAUUUUUACAGCGGAUCACGGUAUGAACAACAGGGGUGGUCAUGGUGACGGACACCCAGAUUGCACACGCACACCGUUGGUUGCUUGGGGCGCCGGUAUUAGAGGACCGAGAAAAACGGGGUUGGGCCAUGACGACUUCUCGGCCGGAUCGGACUUGAGUGAGUGGCAGCGCGAUGAUGUGCUUCAGGCUGAUAUUGCACCGCUUAUGUCCACGCUCAUUGGAACGGAUCUUCCUGUAAACAAUGUUGGAGAACUGCCGGUUAGCUAUUUGAAAGAGGACGAGAGAUUCCGAGCGGAAGCUGUUUUUGCAAAUGCACGAGAAAUUCUGGCUCAGUACCAAGUCAAGCAUGAUGAAAAAGAGCGUGACGAGUUGUUUUUCCGGCCUUUCCCACCUCUUUCUGGAUUAAACAGCCCGGAUACAUUUGUUCAAGAUAUCCGCAAUCGUAUUAAAGCUGGAGAAUAUACCAGAGCGGAAAUCUUGUCUCAAGAACUUAUCCAGCUUUCCCUGCAUGGCUUGCGAUAUUUCCAAACGUACGACUGGCUCUUUUUACGCGGAAUCAUAACUGCAGGUUAUGUGGGAUGGUGCGUGUAUUGCCUCGUCUUUGUGAUCAAGUUUUAUGUGUUAGCACGUCCAGCCGAGAAACCUUUGUCCAAAUCAGGCGUCUGGUUGAUUGAUGCGCUCUCAGUGUCUGUAUUUGGUGGAUUGACCAGUAUGAUCUGGAUCCAGAAUAUGCCGCCCAUGUACUACGCGUACAGCCUUUUCCCUGUAUACUUCUGGAACCAAAUUCUUCGCCAUCGGAAUACUCUUGUUGCCGGUCUGCAGCUGGUGUCGCGCAAUGGUUGGGCUGUGUUCAUUCUGGGAGUUACUGCAUUUAUCUUGAUAAUGGAAGCAUUGGUUUAUAGUUUCUUCAGACGCGAAGUGCUUUCUGCCUGUUUUCUUCUUUUGUCGGCAUGGCCAAUAGUCUCCUCGAAACGCGUGCGUAAUGAGCAUCGUGCAUUAUUGGUCUCCUGGAUAGGCGCUUGUCUUUGCACAAGCGUUUUUACUCUGCUGCCCGUCGAAAAAGGAGAGGAUAUCAAUCUUGUACACUACGAGCGCAAAGUGUAUCUCAAAAGGGUAUUAAUGCUGAGCAGUGUGUUGGGCGGCAUAGCAGCCAUGUUGCUCAGCAUUGCUCUGGUAUACUCCACGUCGCAAAGCAUACAACAAAAGAACGGUCUACCAUUUGUUAAUCAAAUAUUGAGCUGGGCUAUAGUUGGUUUUUCGACACUCUUGCCAUUUGUUUACCGUGGAAACCCUGACGACGACUAUCUGGCGAGAUUACUGACUAUCUGCUUGGCAUUUGGGCCUUUGAUCAUCCUGCUCAGUAUCUCUUACGAAAUGCUGUUUUAUGUUUGCUUCUGCACUACGGUCCUACUUUGGUUAGAAGUGGAACGCGAGAUAUACCGUGGAAGUCGCGUAUCUAUCAUACGCUCGUUGAUGGUGGGCGACGUACGAGCAUCUCUUUAUUUUCUGUUCUUUAUCAACGUUGCUUUCUUUGGCACGGGUAAUGUGGCGUCCUUGAGCAGUUUCUCGUUAGAGAGCGUGUAUCGCUUCGUGACGAUAUUUAACCCCUUUCUGAUGGGCGCGCUUUUGAUUGUCAAAAUUCUGGUACCAUUCUUUGUUGUAUCAGCGGUUCUUGGUGUGUUGAGCACAAGCCUUGACCUACAGCCGUUCAGCCUGUUCUUAGCGGUGAUGACCGUGACAGAUGUCCAGACCAUCAACUUUUUCUACUUUGUAUCGGAUUACGGAAGCUGGCUGGAGAUUGGUACGAGCAUCAGCCACUUUUGUAUUGCUGAGCUGUUUAUUAUUUUCUCUAUUAUCUUAUUCCUGCUUUCUCGGCUGUUGGUUGGCCAUCUCAUCGUACCCCGUUUGAUCAAGGAAAAACAAACAUAG
Molecule: messenger RNA, 2634 nt
Organism: Zychaea mexicana
Lineage: Eukaryota; Fungi; Mucoromycota; Mucoromycetes; Mucorales; Lichtheimiaceae
Product: Phosphatidylinositolglycan class N-domain-containing protein
Exons: 10
Coding region: 1-2634 (877 amino acids)
Biological process (GO): GPI anchor biosynthetic process
Cellular component (GO): endoplasmic reticulum membrane
Molecular function (GO): mannose-ethanolamine phosphotransferase activity
Source: RefSeq, a predicted model, not a curated record